CAGCAGCCGGUCCAAUCAGCGCUGCCGCUUCUGACGACUGACUCCAAUGAUCCGGCCUGGAGACCAGGAAGCGCGGCUCAGUCUCCGAGUGAAACAGACACAGGCGCUGCUCUCUCGGAAUGGUGAGUCUCAGGUUUUUACCGUCCACGCAGAACACAGCCGGAUCAAUGUGACCGUCGGAGGAAAUGCGUUAUUUUCAGUGCGGCCGUCGGCCGAGGUCACCAGUGGGAGCUGGGCUUUCUAUGGGAAAUUAGUCCUCCAGUGGAUCAAUGCAAAUGUGGUCUAUGGUAGUGGGUACCAAUCACGGGCUGAGUUAUUCAGCUCCAACGGAUCUCUCCUGCUGAGGUCGGUCAACAUGUCUGACAGCGGGGAGUACAUCGUGAACAUGCUUACAAAGAGCGGCUCUUCAGCUUCAGCGACCAUCACUCUGCGGGUCCUUGCACCUUUAACAGAUGCCAGUUGUAACCUGGGCCUUGGAGCCAUCGCGGGCAUCAUCCUUGGUCUACUUGGUGUGGGUCUGAUCGGCGGAAUCAGUGGUUGGUUGAUCGCAAGGAAAACUGGCACCUUGGCCACAAACACAGCGAACUCAUUGCAGACCUAUGAAAAUUUACCAAGGAAUGAACAGGUUGGUCUAAACUCGUGCGUCAUGAGGAAUGGUUACGACGACGAGUUGCUCGUCAAGGAACAACCACCAUCUGACUGUCGUGGUGCACACACGGUAUCAGCGAUCCAACGGGCGACUGUUACCCCACCGAAAGCCCAGCUUCCACCCGUGAUCUCGGCCGACGGCCGCACUGAAAUGAACGCAUGUUCCCUGACGGCCACAUGGAUCCGGCUGUGUUCUACGUGGAUGUCGGUGAACACCUCGGAGAACGGGGAGUACCGUGUGACCAUGGUUCCAAAGUGCGGCUCUCAAGCAUCAGCGACCAUCACUCUUCGGGUCCUUGAGACCAGGAAGCGCGGUUCAGUCUCCGAGUGUAACAGACACAGGCGCAGCUCUCUCGAGAUGGCGGGGCAGCCGCUCACCGCGCUUGCUCUUUAUCUCUUCAUAUUUGCGGGUGAGUCUCAGACUUUUACCAUCCACGUAGAUCACAGCCAGAUCCAUGUGGCCGACGGGGGAAGUGCGUUCUUUUCAGUGCGGCCGUCGGCCGAGGUCACGGGUGGAAGUUGGACUUUCGUUAAGAAAACAGUCGCCCGGUGGAUCUCUGAAACCGUGUCUUAUGGCAAUGGGUACAAUUCACGGGCUGAGUUAUUCACCUCCAACUGGUCGCUCCUGCUGAGGUCGGUGAAAAUGUCGGACACCGGGAGGUACCAGGUGAACAUGCUUCGAAAAAGCGGCUCUAAAGCUUCAGCGACCAUCACUCUACAGGUCCUUGAACCUGUUUCCAAACCUAAGAUUACAUCCAAUGCCACAAGCCUGAGAGAGAAAAAUGACACCGUGAAACUAACAUGCUUUGCAACAGGAACGGCGGUCUCUUAUCUGUGGCUUGAAGACAAUAUCAUAAUUGCUGGUGGCAGGUUUGAACUGGGUGCCGAUAACAGCACACUAACUAUAUCCGGAGUGUUGCGGACAGAUAGAGGGUUCAUCUGCCGUGCAUACAACUUGAUUAGCCGAAGGACAAGUGACCCGUUCAAUCUCAAUGUUCACUACGGACCGGAUCGUCCAAAUAUCACAACUCACCCUGACUCCCCUCCUUACCUGGCUGGAAGCACCGUCACUUUAACAUGUUUUGCAGAUUCCAGCCCAGCCGCUAACAUAGAUUGGCAUCUGAACGGUGCCUAUCUACAAACUGGGCAGCAGCUUAUCCUUGAAAAUAUUUCUGUGAGAAAGUCGGGGAAUUACACUUGUCAGGCCUUCAACAAUUUAACUGAAAAGUACAAUGCGUCAACUCUGGGAAUAAUUGUAAUCGAACCCGUUUCCAAUGUCAUUGCAACACUCAACAACGUAAGACCUGUGGAAAAUGAGGAUACAGUUGUUCUCAUCUGUAACACGCAGGGCACUGUUCUGAGAAGAACAUGGUUGAAAAAUGACCUACCCAUCCAUGAAAAUGACAGAAUAUUUACAUCUUCAGAUAAAACUAAGCUGACCAUAACCCGUGUUAAGAGAACUGACACAGGAACAUAUAACUGUACCGCAAGCAAUGAUUACAACAGUGGCAGUGCACUAAUUUAUGUGCAAGUGAACUAUGGACCAGAAAACAUCACUAUUCUUCCGCAGGGUCCAGUUGUGGCAGAUAUUGGUUCACCUCUUACAUUAACCUGUUCUGCCCAUUCAGUCCCCAGUGGUGAAUAUAAAUGGUUCAAUGGGACAAAUCAUCUACAGACGGGGCAGCAGUACACCAUGGAGGCAGUAAGGUCCGUUGACAGUGGGAAUUAUACUUGUGAGGUUUAUAACUACGUAACCAUGAAACGCAGCAACCUCAUCGUCGAGGUAACCGCACGGAGUGUGUCACAUGGAGUGAAAGCCGGGGAUGUGAUUGGCGUUCUUGCUGGAGUGGUUCUUGUGAGUGGAUUAGCUGCCUGGUUCAUCAAGAAGAAUGCAAGCAGGAUUCACAUUUUGACCAGCUUCUGUUUACACAGUUUCAAAUUUCCUGGGAUUUCUUACAUGAACUUGAACUCAGAAGCAAACGUUUCCUUGACUAAGGGUGUUGAAAGAUCAUCAUACGCAUUUGAAAACAUCCGGAAGAAUCAAAAUCGUACCGCACAGCCACCCGAUGGAAACUCUAUUUAUAUAGAGCUGCCGUUGGAAGAUCGAUCAGUUUAAAGGGACCUGAUGAGAUGACGUCACUGGUGACGCGGAGGGCUUUGUUGGUUUGUGAAUAGCGAGGACAGAAGGACAACAAACCAAGGAAGGUUCCGCUGUACAAUACCCCUUUCAUGUUUCUGUUACAAUCGUUCUCAAUAUCGCCCUCUAUGCUCCCCGUGUCUCUUCUUGUCAUAUUCUCACGGCUGAGUCAUCGCCCAGCAUUAAGAAUGAAUGUUGU
Messenger RNA from Pristis pectinata (smalltooth sawfish), 2984 nucleotides. RefSeq names its product neural cell adhesion molecule 2-like. Lineage: Eukaryota; Metazoa; Chordata; Chondrichthyes; Rhinopristiformes; Pristidae. The coding region runs from base 47 to 2764 and encodes 905 amino acids. The record is from RefSeq and is a predicted model, not a curated record. The transcript has 19 exons.